Messenger RNA from Dinoponera quadriceps, 574 nucleotides. RefSeq lists its product as uncharacterized. The transcript is spliced from 2 exons. Lineage: Eukaryota; Metazoa; Arthropoda; Insecta; Hymenoptera; Formicidae. The record is from RefSeq and is a predicted model, not a curated record. Bases 19 to 444 code for a protein of 141 amino acids.
ACAGACGACGUGUGCGCAAUGGUGUGCAAUACGAUCGAAACGUCUUCGCUCGUUCACUCUCUCGCUCCCUCGCGUUCGCGUUGCGUCCGCGAACGAAUCUGUUUUCCUUCCCUCGCGCGGACGCUGGCUGUUGGAUCGUUGCCCCCGCGUCACCCCCUGUGCGGUGACCCCGUUCCAGAAAUCGGGAUCGAUGAUAUUCGGUAUGCACCUAAUCGUUACCUCAAGGGAAAAAGCGCGAUGAAGAGGGGGGAGGGCGAGCGAGAGGAGGAGGAGAGACCGAGGAAGAAGGAGGUACGGAAGAGGAGAGCGAGAGAGAGACAGCUUCCGGAUGGCAUAGAGCAUAGAAUCGCCAGAUUUGCUGACGCUGUUCUCACGAGUCGCUGUCCAAAGAGGCUCCUUAUUGGUGCAGCGUACAAUACUAGGGUCCCCAGUUACUGGCUUUAGGAAGGAAGUUCGAUUGAUAUCGGGAGAGUCGUAUGUAGGAAACGUCAAUGCAGUGCUGAUCUCAAAUCAGAAAUAACCUUGAUUGAUUCUGUUUGAUUCCCCCAUCCGGUCGACACAGGGUCACGUUGAG